ACCACUAAUCAGGAAGUUAGUUCAAAGGGGGAGUAUCAUGGGAUGACAACGGUCCUGCUCUCAUCUUUUGUUUUUUUUUUGUUGUUUUUUUUUGAGACUUUAACAUGAUUCACACGGAGUUUAUUCUCUGUCUAAACCUGCUCUUGUUUCUUCGUGUUGUUGCUCAAUUCAGGAACAAUGUUCAGCAGCAGUGGCCCGUCCCCUACAGACGGUUCGAUCAUCGCCCCGCUGCAGAUUCUUACUGUGAAGCUCUCUACCCGUUCUGCCCCACGGGAGACCAGGAUGGACGAAUUCCAUACAUGAGAGACAGCGAUGUUAUCUCAGUGUAUCGACUGCAAACACCUGUGUGGGAAUUCAAGUACGGAGAUUUGCUUGGGAAAUUUCAUAUCAUGCAUGACGCUAUUGGGUUCAGCAGUUCAGAGACGGGGGCCAACUACACCAUGGAGUGGUAUGAGCUGUUUCAGCUGGGUAACUGCACCUUCCCUCACCUCAGACCAGAGAUGUACGCGCCUUUCUGGUGCAACCAGGGAGCAGCCUGCUUCUUUGAAGGCAUCGAUGACUUACACUGGUCACAAAAUGGCACCCUGGAGAAAAUAGGAGAAAUAACUGGGAACCAGUUCAAUGACAUGGCCCAGUGGGUCCAAGACGACAACGAGACUGGGAUCUAUUACGAGACAUGGACAGUUCGCUCUGACCCCGGCCCUAACGCCACGGUGUGGUUCGAGUCUUACGACUGCUCCCAGUUCGUCCACCGCACGUACAGGAAACUAGCAGAGCUCGGAGCCAAACUGUCCAGUCGAACGCAAACCAACUACACCAAGAUCUACCUGUACAGCGGUGAGCCCACGUACCUCGGCAACGACAGCGCCAUAUUCGGACAGCCUGCUCUGAAGAAUCUGGCAGUGGACAUCCGGAACUUUUACCACACAUUCAGACCGCACCAGUCAUUUACAGACUUUGCCAUCAGUCUGUUGGAGGCUUAUAAAAAGGUUGUGUUGGACAAGAGCUUCUACCUCUACUACAAUUUUGAGUACUGGCAUCUGCCAAUGAAACCUCCCUAUGUGCAGAUAACAUAUGAAGAGGUGCCUUUGCCUUAACAUCCCACCUGCACCACAGCUAUUUCCAUUCCUGAUUAAUCAGUCGAUUAAUUGAUCAUCCAAAUGACGAGCUUGUUAGCGGUGAUUUAAAAGUAGCAAAAGCAGCAAACCUUCACAUUUGAGAAGCUGAAACCAGUAAACUUUUGUAGUUUUUAAAUGAUUAAUUGAUUAAUCAUAAUCAGCUAAUUUCACCACCCGGUCCAGAUCGUAUCACAUGAUGAUCAUCCGCAGGAUUUGCUCAGUGAAAUGUGUCCUCCACAGGUUUCCUGUAAACAAUCAAAAGUGAUGUCAUCACCAAAAUGCAUUGAAUGUGUCCUCGAGGCCUAACUAACAUGUUUACUGCAUUUCCUUCCUCGUGAAACAUUUGCAAAGCUCAUGUUUUGAAUAUUUUGCGCUUUGUUUACAUUUGCGUUUGUUAAUCACCACAAGGUCCAGCCUUACUGUUAUGUAUAUAUGUGUGUACAGUAACUAUUGAUUUUCAUCUUUAUACCAAAUUUUUUACUCAUUCCCACUCUGAUGUAAUGCUGUGUUUAGAAAAGAAUAAAAUUACAGAUGCAAAGAG
Lates calcarifer (barramundi perch) is the source of this 1659-nucleotide messenger RNA. It is a transcript of the gene cln5, whose product is annotated as CLN5 intracellular trafficking protein. The transcript has 4 exons. Lineage: Eukaryota; Metazoa; Chordata; Actinopteri; Centropomidae. Gene Ontology annotation, biological process: lysosome organization. The coding region runs from base 105 to 1097 and encodes 330 amino acids. Gene Ontology annotation, molecular function: hydrolase activity, acting on glycosyl bonds. The record is from RefSeq and is a predicted model, not a curated record. Gene Ontology annotation, cellular component: lysosome; lysosomal membrane.